AAGAGACAGUCUAUAAUAAUAUCUUUCUAUCUCCCCUUUUUCCUUUUUCUUGAUUUGGUAAAGUUUUAAGUGAAAAUUUCCACACUUUUCCUAGCUUGCUAUCCUUGAUUGAUGCCAGCAGCAGCAGCUGCAGCUGGAAGAAUGUUGCAGACUACUCUCAUCGGAAACCAUUUUCCAGAUAUGGAGUGGAAUACAAAGUGGGACUGGGAGAACCUUGAUAUUUAUGGUUCAAAAGGGGUUGCCAUAGCAGGUCCCAAGAAACUGCAAUCAUCAGAUUGGGAAAUAGAUGAGAAGGAAGACAUUACUGAAUCUUUUAAUGCGUCGGGUAUUGUUGAAUACAAUUCGUCAGCAAAGAGCUCGGUAUCGGCUUCAACUGACUCUUCAUUCAAAGAUAGCAUCAAAGUGUCAAGUUUUCCUUUCGAAGGAUCUAGAAGUUUCAAUGACGAGUAUAGCAAGAACACUGAGUUUGCAGGUUGUGAGCUAAAUGGAAGUUCUCCAUCAUUGGAGGCUUCUGUUUGCUCUUCUGAUCAAUCCAUCGGGUUAAAACUUGGUAAAAGAACAUACUUUGAGAACAGUUUUGCUAAGAACACUACUAAAACAUGUUCUUCCCCUAAUGUUCAUGUAUCGGUGGUGAAAAAAGUUAAAUUAUCACACCAGGGUACUCAUAUUUCACGAUGUCAGGUUGAGGGAUGCAACCUUGAUCUCUCAUCCGCUAAAGAUUACCAUCGUAAACAUAGAGUGUGCGAAACUCAUUCAAAAUCCUUAAAAGUUGUUGUGGCUGGUCUUGACCGGCGGUUCUGCCAACAGUGUAGCCGAUUUCAUGGUUUGACCGAGUUUGAUGGGAAGAAGCGGAGCUGUCGCCGGCGGCUUUCUGAUCACAAUGCUCGCCGCCGUAAGCCACAGCGGGAAACAAUUCAGUUUAACUCAAGAUGUCUGUCUUCGCCAUAUUAUGAUGGACAACAACAAUUGAGUUUCGCGUACAAUACUCCUCAAGUAACAACUAAACCUGCUGUGAGUGCUAUUUGGGAAAGCACAGUUAGCUCCAAACAGUUGGCACCAACAGUGAAAGCUGAACCUGGAUAUAUUCAAUUUUCAAAUGCCACCAGCAUUCCUGCUCUUUCUUUCAAUAGGAUUGUGCCAUCCAAGGGCACUGCAGCCGGCGUAUUUGAUCAAGGUUCCAAUGCAGAAGCUCUUGAUCUUCGUCGUGCUCUCUCUCUUCUGUCAAAAAAUUCAUGGGAUUCAUGUGAUUCAGAUUUCAGUGGCCUUGACCCUCCCAUGCAUACAAAUGGUCCCGACAUGGUUCAACAUGGGAUGCAUUCGGCUCUCCACAGUUUGCCACUUCCUUCACCUGAUUACUGGCAGGUUAGCCACCAGCCUGUUGAUCCUCGCAUUCACUCCACUCAUUUCCUAGAAUCUCAUGCUCUCAAAGUACCCUUUGGAAUUCAACACGUCAAUCCAAUGGAUGAAUUCUUGAAGCCCUUGUGACUUGCAAAAAUGACAAGAUAAAUCUUUAUAUUUUUAUUCUGUUUUUGUUGGGGAGUAUAAAGACAUAGCGUUUGUUCUCAGAGUUCUUGGUCUAUAAGUUAUAACUUUUUAGGUGAUAAGGUUGAGUAAAUGUGCUUGUUUGUUAUGACACUCACAAGUCACAACCAUUGACUUUAUGAUUAA
This is a messenger RNA of Erigeron canadensis, 1668 nucleotides long. Its product is annotated as squamosa promoter-binding-like protein 12. Gene Ontology annotation, molecular function: DNA binding. The coding region runs from base 112 to 1485 and encodes 457 amino acids. Gene Ontology annotation, cellular component: nucleus. NCBI's taxonomy places the organism in Eukaryota, Viridiplantae, Streptophyta, Magnoliopsida, Asterales, Asteraceae. The record is from RefSeq and is a predicted model, not a curated record. The transcript is spliced from 5 exons.